AUGCCGCCCGGCCGCCAGUAUCACGCAAACAAUGGCCCAGCCGCCGCCGUCGUGGCCUCGCGGGAAAGGGUCGCCGCCAUGCCUGGUACCCCGUCUCGCAAGGAGAGGCAGCGCGAGAGCUCGGCGCUGCAGGAUCCCGGGCUGAAGGAUUAUCGGUUGGGCGAGUGUCUCGGCAAGGGCGCCUUUGGGUCCGUGUACAAGGCUUUCAACUGGAGCACUGGCGAGGCCGUGGCCGUCAAGCAGAUCAAGCUGGCCGAUCUGCCCAAGAGCGAGCUGCGCAUGAUAGAGAGUGAAAUCGACCUUCUCAAGAAUCUUCUGCACGACAACAUUGUCAAGUACAUUGGUUUCGUCAAGUCUGUCGACUGUCUCAACAUCAUUCUCGAGUACUGCGAGAAUGGUUCCCUUCACUCGAUACUAAAGGCCUACGGCAAGUUUCCCGAGAACCUCGUCGGAGUCUACAUGACCCAAGUCCUCCAGGGCCUGCACUAUCUCCACGACCAGGGCGUCAUACACCGCGACAUCAAGGGCGCAAACAUCCUCACCACAAAGGAUGGCACCGUCAAACUUGCUGACUUUGGCGUCUCGACGAGCACCCUGGCGGGCGGCCAGGACAAGGAGGCACAAGUUGUCGGCACCCCCUACUGGAUGGCCCCCGAAAUCAUCCAGCUCUCCGGCGCCAGCUCUGCCUCGGACAUAUGGAGCGUGGGCUGCACCGUCAUUGAGCUGCUGCAGGGCAAGCCGCCCUAUCACAACCUGGCGGCCAUGCCUGCCCUGUUCGCCAUUGUCAACGAUGACCAUCCUCCUCUGCCCGAGGGAGCUACGCAGGCCGCGAGGGACUUUCUCAUGCAAUGCUUCCAAAAAGACCCCAACCUGAGAGUCUCCGCGCGAAAGCUGUUGCGUCACGCCUGGAUAGCUGGCUCCCGUCGAGCCAAGGCGCCCGUCUCGAAGGCACCGGCCAACUUCAACCAGGCCGUUGAGGAGGUCAAGCAAUGGAACAAGGCUCUCAACUCCGACUCAGCCCUCCGCUCAUCCACUGGGUCAGACAUCACAGGGCCCUCGUCCCGCUUCACCAGCGGAACCCCCGCCAAGGGCCCGUUGACGCUCGCCAAGCCCAGGCCGGGUGCAGAGGCGUUUAGGUCUCCUGAAUUGAACGAUGACGACAACUGGGAUGACGACUUUGCGACCACCAUCUCCCUCAGCGCGUUGCAACUACCGCGUCUCAAGCCCCAGGACAACUUUGGUGGUCUCCUCUCCAGUGAAAAGCUCAAAGCCUUCGCGUCGACAACGGACUCGAGGAGCGACAGUUGCAGUUUCGAAGAAUUCGAGGGAGAACUGUUGACCAUCAAGGGGCCCAGUGCUCGCUCUCGUGAUUUCGAUUCGCAAGAACAAACGAUUCGUCCCAUUCCCAAGAAGACGGCGGCGAAGGCAACGGAUGCCCCGAGGCCCCCACAAAGUGCCGAGUCGAGUUUUGGGAGCUUGGCACCGGCUGCCUCCUCUGCAGCUGGCAGUGUUGGUCCUGGCUCCUGGGCCGCGCCGAGGUCUCCGUCCAAGUCGCAUCUCGGGAGCAAGUUUGAGCUUCCUCCGCGACUCGACGUGGUGUAUCGCGAGCAGGGCGUCGAGGACUAUUCAGACUUGUUCGCCGACAAUGACAGCGUAUUCGACCACAGAGUCAACCAGGCUGUGAAAAAGGGUGCUCGAGCGACUGAUGCUCCGCAGCUGUUCCAUCCAUCCGACCUCACCAGCCUGCCCAGAUCAAUGCAAGAUCCCGAGGGCAGCAUACGAAAGAAGAAGACUCAGCCGAGACCGUCUGUCCUUCCUGACCGCCCUAUGCGGCGCACCCGCUCGUCCAUUGAGAUUCAAAAGUUCGCCGAGGACGACGACGAGGACUUCUCAGACGUAUUUGGGACCUCUGAGUCUCUGGGCGAAAAGGAGGAGAGCGAACGCGGCUCCGAGGAUGGCGGGCUGAUGCUCCUGUCCAAGAUUUCCAACAACUCGUGGCUCGGCGACGAGGAAGACGAGUACGACCCGUUCGCAUUGAUGGACCCUGGCUGGGACGAGAUGGACUUGGAGGCCAACAUCGCCAGAGACCGGCAUGCCCGGCUGGCGGAGAGAGUGGAGGCUCUCGUAGGCUCGUUGAAGAUGACAGAGGGCGAGGACAUACUAUCCGAGCUCUCGGAAGACUUGCUUGCCUUGCUCUGGGAGAACAAGGAGGUGAAGAAUCUCGUCAUCAGCGCUCAUGGGCUGCUGCCCAUCCUCGAGAUCCUCGAGCCUUGCACAGUCAAGAGCAGGCAGUACAUGAUUCUGCAAUUCCUCAAAGUGGUCAACGCGAUCAUCCUCGACGACGUGGAGAUCCAGGAAAAUCUUUGCUUCGUGGGCGGCAUCCCCAUUAUCACCAAGUUUGCCGCCCGUCAAUAUUCCAACGAGAUCAGGCUCGAGGCCGCGGCGUUUGUCCGGCAGAUGUACCAAACCUCGACGUUGACGCUCCAAAUGUUUGUGUCGGCUGGUGGCCUGAACGUACUGGUCGAGUUCCUUGACGAAGACUACGACAGCGCUCGAGACCUGGUUCUCAUCGGCGUCAACGGCAUUUGGAACGUCUUUGAGCUGCAGGGUCCGACGCCUAAAAACGACUUUUGCAGGAUUUUCUCGCGCAGCAAGAUUCUGUACCCCCUGGCACUCGUCCUGCACCGAGUCUUGGACGAGGAGGGUGAGGACGAGCUGGACGAGCUCAUAGAAGGCCGCAUCGUCAACAUCUUUCAUCUCUUCAGCCAGGCGGAGAACUACGUCAAGGAGGUGGUGGCGGAUCGGCAGGUGCUCAAGAGCGUCCUCAAGGACCUGCGGCGGAUGACGCCCCUGCAUCAGAUCACGAUGCUCAAGUUCAUCAAGAACCUGUCGAUGCUGUCGACGACCAUCGAGUCGCUGCACUCGGCCGACGCCAUCGAGUUUCUCAUCGACCUGCUCAGCUACGGCAUGAAGAGGGGCCAGACACACAUUCGCGAAAUUUCGAACCAGGUCCUCAACACCCUGUUUAACCUGUGCCGCCUGAGCAAGGAACGGCAAGAGGACGCGGCCGUCGGGGGCAUCAUCCCGCUGCUGCUGAGGAUCAUGAAGACGGACCGCCCGCCCAAGGAGUUUGCGCUGCCGAUCUUGUGCGACAUGGCGCACUCGGGGUCCAAGGGGCGGAGAUAUCUCUGGCAGAACAAGGGGCUCGACUUUUACGUGUCGCUGCUCACCGACCAGUACUGGCAGGUGACGGCGUUGGACGCGAUCCUGGUGUGGCUGCAGGAGGAGACGGCCAACGUUGAGAGCCAUCUGGUCGACGGCAGCUUUACUCGGGCCAUUGUCAGCUGCUUCGGCACUAACAAACUGAACGCCUUUGACUCCAAUCUACUCGAGCCGCUCCUAAAGCUGCUCCGCCUGAGCCCGUCUGUUGCGGCGUCGCUGGCCAGGCCCGAAAUGUUUGCAGGCAUCGCUCAACGGCUGGGCCACAAGAAGGCCGUCGUGCGGCUCAACCUACUCAGGCUUGUCCGGACCAUCAUGGACGCUUGCGAGCCCGCCGGGAUGGGCGCCGGGGACGGCUCGCAGACACUUAACAGCGCGCAGGUGCGGUCGCUAAUGGACUCGAUCCAGACGCUUGCCGAGACGGACUCGGCUGUACUGGUGCGCAACCUGGCGGCGGAGCUGCUGCGGUCUCAUAUUGACGGGGCCUCGUCGGCCCCGGCGGCACACAUGAUGCGGCACGACGGGAUGAGGCGGAACAACAGCUACACGCCGCCGGCCUUGCAGACGUCCCUCUCGGUGCCGCAGACGCCAACAUCGCGGAGUAGGCAGGGCCUUUCCGGGGGCAGCGCGUACAUCGAAGUCGCCGCCAGCCCGCGACGCGCCGCAGCCCUCGAGCGGGAAGGCAUCGUCUACCGUCCUCGCAGCCGCGACGGACCAACCGGUCUCCCGCGACGUGUGAGUGGCGACGCGAGUUCGGUCGGCAGCGGCGGCGGCGUCAAGAGUCGUCUCCCACGCACGUCUCUCGCUCCGGGCAUGGCGGGGCGGAGCGCCGGUGCCGGCGCAAGAGGCGAGGCCGCGCCGCCGGUGGUGGUGCGCAGCGAGAGCAGCACGAGCAACAAGGAGAACGGCGGGAGGAGGACGCCGCGCGAGGGCAGCGGGGGCGCGACGGCCGGCCCGGGCGCGAAGCGGCGGACCAGAACCCCAGCCGACGCCAAGUCGUGA
Messenger RNA from Hirsutella rhossiliensis, 4221 nucleotides. RefSeq names its product kinase. Bases 1 to 4221 code for a protein of 1406 amino acids. Lineage: Eukaryota; Fungi; Ascomycota; Sordariomycetes; Hypocreales; Ophiocordycipitaceae. The record is from RefSeq and is a predicted model, not a curated record. The transcript has 11 exons. Gene Ontology annotation, biological process: protein phosphorylation. Gene Ontology annotation, cellular component: cytoplasm. Gene Ontology annotation, molecular function: protein serine/threonine kinase activity; ATP binding.